Silurus meridionalis is the source of this 1463-nucleotide messenger RNA. RefSeq names its product interleukin-17B-like. The transcript is spliced from 3 exons. Bases 129 to 710 code for a protein of 193 amino acids. The record is from RefSeq and is a predicted model, not a curated record. Gene Ontology annotation, cellular component: extracellular region. Gene Ontology annotation, biological process: inflammatory response. Gene Ontology annotation, molecular function: cytokine activity. NCBI's taxonomy places the organism in Eukaryota, Metazoa, Chordata, Actinopteri, Siluriformes, Siluridae.
UGUGUCCUCAUCUGUGACAAAAACAACAACUGGUAUGUAGUGACACGCAUGCUGAUUGCGCCAAAAGGUGUUUAAUACAAGGUUGAACACGUGCGUCAAAUGUGAUCGCAGCAACCUGAGAGGAAACCAUGAGUCGAUUUUGGAACGAGCUGUUGAUGGUGCUGAUGCUGACGGAUAUUUUGAUCGUCGCGUUGGCGCGCAAAGAAGGCAAAGCGCGGAGGCGCAAAGUGGAGGGUGGGCAGGACACGCAGCCGCAGCGCAGCAAUUCCACGUCUUUCCAGAUUCCCAUCGACCCCAUACUCACCGGAGACCACACAGCCGGAGCCGGAGAACGCGAGAUGGACUUCGACAAGGCUAUAGAUGACAUGGUGUCUCAGGUGAGGAACAAUCCGGCUCUGUCCAAAAGCAAGUGCGUGGUGGACCGCCACCUGUGGAUGUCCAACAGCCGAAGCCUCUCCCCGUGGUCUUACAGGAUCAACCAUGACGAGAACCGCAGGCCCGUCGACAUCCCGGAGGCCAAGUGCGCAUGCGCGGGGUGCAUAAACCCGUUCACCAUGCAGGAGGACCGUUCAAUGACCAGCGUGCUCAUCUACGCCAAGAUCCCGGUGCGGCGGCUGCAGUGUCCCAGCAAGAAGAAGAAGAAGUGCGUGCCACGUUACCGCACCGUGGUGGAGAGCAUCGCCGUGGGCUGCACGUGCAUAGCGGGCUGAGAGCCAAACUCACCUUCAUGAACUCUCAAUCUGAUCACGUGAUUUUAUUAUUAUGGUUAUGAUUAUGAUUAUGAUUAUUAUUAUCAUCACUCCUGUCUAUGCGCAUGCUCAAAGUCAAGUUUCUGAACCAAACCUAAAGAGAAACACGGUGUCUCUUACUGCAUCAGAGCAAACAUUCAUCUGUCCAGUUUAUUACAAUUGAGUAUUGUUGUUAUUGUUGUUGUUUAUUCUCCUUAUAUUGGUUAUAACAGCCUUAUUUUUUUAGCCAUAAUUAUUCAGCAGCUUUAUGCUACAUGUUAUGCAGUUAAACCUUAAGUCAUUUGUCUCCAUUCCAUUCCAGUGACUUAGUGAGGCAACAUGAAAACUACUUUAUUUCCUAUUUGUUCUCCUUCAGGCCACAAGGUCAAAUAUGGCUGUAUUGUAUUUCUUUCCUAUAUUCAAUGCAUAGAGAGCUAUUUAGUAUUUUUUUAAUGGUAUCACAUGUAAGCAUACUGUAUGGGGAACCAGGAUUUGCAUAGUUGUGAUUACACCUUGCUGCUUUUUUUUUAUUAUACUGUUCCUAAGAUUUGCUUCAGAGUUUAAUCUUAAAACAUUAUGCUUUGUAAAUGCCUCGUGAGCUCAAAGCUUUUAUUUAGCUUCUCUUGUAAAAGAAAAUAAUGCAUGCAUGUAUUUACUGACAGUGUGUAGGAUUAGAUAUGCUAAAUGGAUGAUUUACUCCAAUACAUGAAUCAAUAAAAAAUUUUUUUAAUUAUG